Messenger RNA from Marasmius oreades (fairy-ring Marasmius), 1404 nucleotides. RefSeq lists its product as uncharacterized. Lineage: Eukaryota; Fungi; Basidiomycota; Agaricomycetes; Agaricales; Marasmiaceae. The record is from RefSeq and is a predicted model, not a curated record. Bases 1 to 1404 code for a protein of 467 amino acids. Gene Ontology annotation, molecular function: protein binding. The transcript has 7 exons.
AUGUCCUUGAAUUUGCCUCUGGAUAUUCUUCCGGUUAUUAUUGAACAUGUUACCCCUCGAGACCUGAAGAACGUCUGUCUCGUCAAUUCUGUCUUCCACGGCAUUGCUGUCCAGCUCCUCUACGAUAGAAUAUCGAUUUAUUCAUGGCAUAAGAACGGGAAGGCGAAGGCGAUAAUGUUGUUCACAAGCCUUUCAAUGUGUCCCCAUGUCGCAAAACAUGUUCAUCGACUCGAAAUUCGUGCCUUUCCUCGCGUGAUUUCAAUGGACACAGAGGCCGAGCAGGCUCGAGUGGUGGCGAAAGGCAUACGAAAUUGUAUCAAUCUCUCAGCUUUUGUUUGGACAAGGGAUGGUACACUGAGAAACGAGAUACUGUUAGCGUUACGACAUUGCUCGUGUUUGAGAGCUCUGGAAAUUAAUGGACACAACCAAGAAUACUACGACCCGAAUAUUCUGCUCCAGUUCGACUGUAUUCGCAAGAUAUCCUUGAUCAUGCCGAGUGCGGCGGUCGUUCAAUCCUUGGAUCCUUGGCUCAUGAGAACAGGGAAAACAUUAAGAAGUUUGACCCUCAUUUGCAAGGCCACUUCCAUAAUAACAGACCACACUCUGGAAGCUCUGGCACCGAAUCUCUGCCAUUUGGAGGAUCUUCAUAUCACUGGUUGUCCCAAAGUCACAAACCGAGGGAUAUUCUCUGUCAUAUCACAAAAUGUUAAAGGGAUCUUGAGUUUAGGGAUCGAAGGGCUUUCCUCAAAAUUCGAUAUGGCUGUAUUCCGUCGGGAUUGUUAUCAGAGCAGAGCAUUAUCCCACCUGAGAUCUAUCACGUUGACCAUUCACCAACAAAUACUCGUGGAAGAUUGGAUGAAGCAAGUCGCUGAUCUUUUGUCACCUGAAAUCCCCCUUGAGGCAUUCAAUAUUUACUCUACCGGCGCAUUUUUCGAAUCCCCUAUCACGUCUCAGUUCUGGGAGAAUAUUGUGGCCGCUCACCAAGAUCGUCUGGUGAGGGUUUCGGUGCAUCGGAUGCUGAUCAGCCUGCGUUCAAUUGGCGAAAUAUGUAGAAGGUGUCGGAAAUUGGAACAAUUAUUUAUCGUUAUCGAACCAGGUUUACUUAGCCAGCUUGGCGAUCACCUUUCACAAGCUCACGUUCUUCGAACAAUGCACAUCAACUACCCCUUGAUAGAUGCUUCACAGUCUCAAGCUGAGCCGCCUGUCAUGUCACCGACUGAAGCGCUCAAGCUUGUGGAACAGUGUAGCUCAACAAUUUCUCAGUUUGGAUGCAACACACGAGUUUGGAAGGUUGAGAGGGAAAUCGUCAUCGAUGAGAAGGGAAUCCCUAUCGGCGUUCGCAGACAACUUGCCCGGUAUGACAGUCCCGACAUACCUGAAGCCUUCCUUGUUGUCCGCACUUAA